AUGCAUCCCAAAUAUACCCGACAGGGUGUUGACUCUCUUACGUUUCACCCCCCACCGCUCGAUUUCUCUCUGACCGUUCCAGAGCUCUACGAGUACAACGCACAGCACAGCCCACAGCACCCAUACCUCGUCUAUACCGAUGAUCAAGGGCAAUCCAAAGAGGUUUGCUAUCCCGAAGCUCUACACGCGAUAAGGAGGGCUGCGGGGAUAAUGGAGGUGCAUUACAAGCGAUGCGCUCAGCGAUAUGCUGAACAGAAGAGGGAGGAAAAUCAACCUCCAGUGAUCGCAGUUCUCGCAACGUCUGACAGCCUCAGUUACAUCUUCCUCCUCCACGGUAUCAUGCGCCUCGGACUGACGCCUUUCCCGAUCUCGACGCGCAACUCAGCUGCGGGAGUCGCUAAUUUACUGUUCAGAACUGGGGCGCUGCAGAUGGUCGUCAGUUCCGAUCCUGCGAUACAACGACUGUAUAAAGAGGCAGUUCAAAUACUCAGUGUGGAUGGUAUCGAUAUCGAUCUGGUCCCGAUGCUACGAUAUAGCGAAAUUGUGAUUGAAGGUCAAUACGAGAGUGCGGGCAAGGUGAGGAAGUUGCGCGCAGACGAGACAGCUGUCAUUUUGCAUUCUUCUGGUUCGACCGCAUUCCCUAAGCCCAUCAGGAUCUCGAGCCUGGGAUUUUUUAAUUGGACGCUGCUGCCAUACUAUGGUGAAAGAGAUCUAUGUGGGAAACGCGUCGGAAUGCACUCUGUGCCGAUGUUCCAUGCGAUGGGUAUAACAACCCUCACCUUUGGGUCAAUCUUACCCCCCAUGAUGCCGACGGUAGAUAAUAUAUUGGGAGCCACGGUUUCAGAUCGAUGUGAUAUCUUGUUCUGCGUCCCAUCCAUCGUAGAGAACUGUGCUCGUGAUCCCGCAAAUAUGCAAAUCUUAAGUAACUUAGAUGCCAUUAUUUACGCUGGUGCUCCUAUGAACCCGAUGGUUGGAGACAAGCUUGCAGACGCUGGAGUAGCUUUGUUCUCAACAUGGGGAAGCACAGAAAUCGGUGGCUGCGUGAUGUUCAUCCCAAAGAAACGACAGCCUGCAGGCGAGUGGGGAUACUUCUCACUGGCGCCGCACAUCGACAUGAGAAUGCUACCGCAAGAAAGUCAACAUGAUCUUUUUGAGCCCGCGAACGACUGGUGUUUCCCCAAUGUGUCGAAUAUGACUAUCGAUGGGCGACCGGCAUACGCAAUAGGAGAUUUACUUCAGCGACAUCCUCAGGAUCCGACCAGGUGGAGAGUGUACGGACGGAUUGAUGAGCAGAUCAUGCUAUCAACAGGAGAAAAGGCUUGCAUCGCACCUAUAGAGGAGAUACUUCUUCAAGACAAGCAUAUCACUGCAGCGAUCAUGUUUGGGCGUGGACGGACUCAAAAUGGUGUGCUUAUACAGCCAAAAGAAGCAUUUAUUUUCUCUCCUCAAGACGAGAAACGCUUAGAGGAGUUCAGGAACCUUAUCUGGCCGACUGUGGAAAGCGUCAAUAAAUAUGCUCCUGCUCACUCGAGGUUGUUCAAAGAAAUGAUUAUCGUCACCGAUCCAGCCAAACCACUGGAAUACACUCCUAAGGGUACUCCACGUCGACCAACCUCUCUCGCCCUGUACGAGGACGAAAUCGAAGCUGUCUAUAACGCAGUAAAUAAGGUAUCUCAGACGGAUCUACUCCCCCCUACAGAAUGGGAUAUAGAGCCCACUUUGGAGUUUGUGAGAACGGCAGUCGAACGAGUCAUGACUGUCUCUAUCGGUGAUAACGACGAUCUGUUCCAGAACGGUUGCGACAGUCUCCAAGCUACUUGGAUUCGUAACACCGUGAUUCAUGCCCUCCGAUCUUCCACUUCGCUCCCAGCACACAGCAUCCCCUACAACUUUGUCUACGACAAUCCUACCGUUCAAUCUAUGUCCAAGUUCAUUGUUGGGCUUGUUUCAGGCACGCUCGGCCUCAACACAGAAGCAGGGAAAGAAGCGAAGGUGUUGAGCAUGAAAGCAUUCGUGAAGAAGUAUGCCAGCUCCUUCCGACGUAGACCUAGCGAAGUCACGGCGAGCACAUUAGGAGGAACAGAUGAUGCUAGAGUUGUUCUCUUGACGGGAUCUACUGGGCGUCUCGGCUCCCACAUACUCUCGCAGCUUGCUGGAAGGCACGACGUCCGUAAAGUGUAUGCUCUGAACAGGACCUCUGCCGGUGCUUCGCUCAACUCGUCUCCUCUUAUGGGGAGACAGAAGGAUGCGUUCAGAGCUUGGGGACUUGAUGACGAUGUGCUGAACUCGGAUAAAGUAGUUCUACUUGAGGGCGAAGCUUCGCAGACCGACCUGGGAUUGGAGAGUGAUAUCUAUCGCGAGCUUCGAGAUUCUGUCACCGUCAUCAUUCACAAUGCAUGGCGCGUAGACUUCAAUGUCGCAUUAUCAUCUUUUGAGCCUCUUCUCGGCGGUGUUCGAAACCUCAUCGAGCUCUCGCUUGGCUCGACUCGUGCAGCGCCUCCCCAUAUUAUCUUCACGAGCUCUAUCUCGGUUUUGCGAAAUUAUACAGUGGAUACUCCAGCAACGGAAGUUGCGUUGCAUGACCCUCAUAUCGCUAUAGGGGGUGGGUACAGUGAGAGCAAAUGGAUCGCUGAGCAAUUGCUCGAAGAAGCUGCACGCUUGGCAAGUGUUCCGACGACAACUGUGCGCAUCGGACAAUUGAGCGGCGACAAACGCAUAGGAGGGUGGACUGAGAAGGAGUGGGUGCCUGCGAUGCUCAAGCUGUCACAACUAGUCGGUGCACUACCCAUGCGUAACGAGACGUUGAGCUGGAUCGCCGUCGACACGGCAGCGUCUGCCCUGCUCGAUAUGCUCGACACUACUGAGCCAGUUCUGCACAUUGUUCACCCGCAUCCCGUGCCCUGGUCGACCUUCACGCUGACGGCAAGCACGCUACUCAACAUUCCGGUCGUGCCGUACGUUGAAUGGGUGGAGCGACUGCGAGGUCUUCAAGACGAUGCUCCUGGUUUCAAACCCACCUCAGCUAUAGCUUUGCGACCUUUCUUUGAGAGCUUUGAUCUGGCCACGGAUGCAGAGCUGAGCACAGACAAAGCUGUGGUUGUUUCGAAUGUUUUAAGAGAAGCUAAGCCGAUGUCCGCAGAUGAUGUCAGUAAAUGGGUUUCAUAUCUUCGGGACGUCUCGUUCUUAGAUAUUUGA
This is a messenger RNA of Heterobasidion irregulare TC 32-1, 3195 nucleotides long. It is a transcript of the gene nps9, whose product is annotated as tridomain enzyme adenylation-thiolation-dehydrogenase. Bases 1 to 3195 code for a protein of 1064 amino acids. The transcript is spliced from 18 exons. The record is from RefSeq and is a predicted model, not a curated record. Lineage: Eukaryota; Fungi; Basidiomycota; Agaricomycetes; Russulales; Bondarzewiaceae.